Messenger RNA from Paramormyrops kingsleyae, 1454 nucleotides. RefSeq names its product developing brain homeobox 1a (gene dbx1a). NCBI's taxonomy places the organism in Eukaryota, Metazoa, Chordata, Actinopteri, Osteoglossiformes, Mormyridae. The record is from RefSeq and is a predicted model, not a curated record. Gene Ontology annotation, molecular function: DNA-binding transcription factor activity, RNA polymerase II-specific; DNA binding. Gene Ontology annotation, biological process: regulation of transcription by RNA polymerase II; cell differentiation in spinal cord.
AACUCUCCUCUCAGUUAAAAAUUGUGUUCUAAAUAUUUUUUUCCCCUUUUUCCUAAACGGUGCAAUGAUGUUUCCAAGUGUUAUUGCGCCACCUGCGAUGUAUCCAAGCCUUCUUCGGCCAUCAGCAGCUCUGUCCCUGCCGCAGUCUUUGCAUUCAGCUUUCACUUCUCACUCAAGUUUCUUAGUGGAGGACCUGCUGCGGAUCAGUCGGCCGGCGACCUACUUGUCACGGAGCGUCCCGUCGCCCAGCGUCUCGCCGCCGACCACGGGCGCCACAAGCCUGAACAGCAGUCCGGCGGAACACGUCAGCAGCCCCACGGCACUCGCAGGCAGAACAUGUUCGCCUCAAACUUCACUUUCUUCCAACAACGACCCCAACUAUCUGAAGUUUGGAGUUAAUGCGAUCCUGGCACCGUCAACCAAAAACGCAUCAUCGGCCCCUUCUAUUCAGUGCGUGCACCCGAAAGCCUUCCAGUUCCCAUAUUUUGACGGAUCAUUCCCCCCAUUUAUUAGAUCCACCUAUUUUCCAGCGUCUUCUUCGGUGGUGCCGAUCCCAGGCACGUUUUCAUGGCCUCUGGCAGCCAGGGGGAAGCCCAGGAGAGGGAUGCUGCGCCGGGCUGUCUUCUCUGACGUGCAGAGGAAAGCCCUUGAGAAAAUGUUCCAGAAACAGAAAUACAUCAGCAAGCCCGACAGGAAGAAGCUGGCGGCCAAGCUUGGCCUUAAAGAUUCACAGGUUAAAAUUUGGUUCCAGAACAGAAGAAUGAAAUGGAGGAAUUCCAAAGAGAGAGAGCUUCUGUCUUCCGGGGGGUGCCGGGAACAAACCCUACCGACAAAGUUAAACCCUCACCCAGACCUGAGCGAUGUUGGGAAGAAGUCUUCGGGGGAGGAGGAGGCCCUGGGAGGGGAGAGCCCACGAGCAUCGCUCUGUCACUCCCCCGCUGGUCGCAAGCUGUCAGACAGUGUGGAGUCACACCUCUCGUCACCAUGUCAAUCCAGUAAACACUCAGACUUCUCAGAGUCGGAAGAUGAAGAAAUCACAGUUUCCUAGAUAAUCUAAAAUAAAUAAAUUAUGUUUAUAUAAAAUUAAAUAAAAUACCUUAUAUACAGAAACAACUAAUUAAAUGUAAAUAAGAGGAUGUAUCCCUUAACUUAGACAGAGAUAUCAGAAUCCAAGUUUGCUUUCAACACACACCCUGCAUCAAAUCAAUUUGAAACGCAGCAAAUGUUUGGAAUGUUGACAUGGAUCAUAUUUGGGACGAUCUUAUAUCCCAUAUAUAAAUGUUUAUUUUAGGGGAUAUGCAUCCUUCUUGGAAUAACUUGCUGUAUUUGCACAGCUUUUGUGAACUGUACAGAAUUUUGUAAAUUUUUUUUUGUAUUGGAAAUUUUAUACCAAGAGUAUUUUGAGUGACAAUAUGGCUUUUACAUUAGAUAAUGUAAUGAUUUAACAAAGAAAU